Chiroxiphia lanceolata (lance-tailed manakin) is the source of this 3818-nucleotide messenger RNA. It is a transcript of the gene VPS4B, whose product is annotated as vacuolar protein sorting 4 homolog B. Gene Ontology annotation, biological process: endosomal transport; vacuole organization. The transcript is spliced from 11 exons. The record is from RefSeq and is a predicted model, not a curated record. The coding region runs from base 136 to 1461 and encodes 441 amino acids. Lineage: Eukaryota; Metazoa; Chordata; Aves; Passeriformes; Pipridae. Gene Ontology annotation, molecular function: ATP binding; ATP hydrolysis activity.
GCGGCGUGGCGCGGGGUGCGGAAGGGCGGGCGGAGGCCGCGGUUUCGGUUCCCGUUCCCGGGCCGGGGGCGCUGCGACGGCUGAGCCGCGGGCCUGCGCUCCCUGCUCCGGCCUCCGCCCCUCUGCCGCUCCGCCAUGGCGGGCAACACCGGCAACCUGCAGAAAGCAAUAGACCUCGCUAGCAGGGCAGCACAAGAAGAUAAAGCAGGAAACUAUGAGGAAGCCUUCCGCUUGUACCAACAUGCUGUGCAGUAUUUUCUCCACGUUGUAAAAUAUGAAGCACAGGGUGAUAAAGCAAAACAAAGCAUUAGAAUGAAAUGUACAGAAUACUUGGACAGAGCAGAAAAGCUGAAAGAAUAUCUGAAAAAGAGAGAAAAAACUGCACCAAAACCAGUUAAAGAGUCUGGUCCUACUGAUGCAAAAGGGAAUGACAGUGAUGGGGAAGGGGAAUCAGAGGAUCCUGAAAAAAAGAAGCUACAGAAUCAACUUCAAGGAGCAAUUGUUAUGGAGCGACCAAAUGUCAAAUGGAGUGAUGUUGCUGGCCUCGAAGGUGCCAAAGAAGCACUUAAAGAAGCAGUCAUCUUGCCCAUUAAAUUUCCACACCUGUUUACAGGCAAAAGAACACCCUGGAGAGGGAUUCUCUUAUUUGGACCACCAGGAACAGGAAAGUCUUAUUUAGCAAAAGCUGUGGCGACAGAAGCAAACAACUCUACCUUCUUCUCAGUAUCUUCCUCUGACCUAGUCUCAAAGUGGUUAGGUGAAAGUGAAAAAUUAGUGAAAAACUUGUUCCAGCUCGCCAGAGAAAACAAACCUUCUAUUAUCUUCAUUGAUGAGAUAGAUUCCCUCUGCGGGUCAAGAAGUGAAAAUGAAAGUGAGGCUGCUAGACGGAUAAAAACAGAAUUUCUAGUCCAGAUGCAAGGGGUUGGUGUUGACAAUGAAGGAAUCUUGGUCUUAGGAGCGACAAACAUACCCUGGGUUUUGGAUUCUGCUAUCAGGAGAAGGUUUGAGAAGCGUAUUUAUAUUCCUUUACCUGAAGACCAUGCCAGGGCUGCAAUGUUCAAACUCCACCUCGGGUCAACUCCAAAUCUCCUAACAGAAUCAGAUUAUCGAGAGCUUGGAAAGAAAACUGAAGGCUAUUCUGGUGCAGAUAUAAGCAUCAUUGUACGUGAUGCACUCAUGCAGCCUGUUAGAAAAGUGCAAUCAGCAUCUCACUUUAAAAAAGUAAAGGGACCAUCAGUGUCUAAUCCAAACACGGUGGUAGAUUUGUACACCCCUUGCUCUCCAGGUGAUCCUGAAGCCACAGAAAUGUCAUGGAUGGAGGUCCCAGGUGAUAAAUUACUAGAGCCUCAAGUGUCCAUGGCUGAUAUGCUCAGGUCGCUAGCUAGCACAAAACCAACAGUUAAUGAAUUGGACCUGGAGAAGUUAAAGAAGUUUACAGAAGAUUUUGGUCAGGAAGGCUAAACCAAAGAUACAUGUGGAGCAUUAGAACUUUUUUUCUUUUAAAAGUAUUCUUGUGUCUUUAUUGAUGGCACUUCAAAUAAAUGCCAAUAAAAUCACUCCUUUCUUACUUUGCAGAAGGAAUAGAAGAUACCUUUGCAAAGACCCUUAAGCUUUUGUAUUGUACUGUUUUCCUCAGAUGUCUAUUAAAUGUCUUCUAUUGAAAAAUAAUACAGAAAUACAAUUUUAGGGUGAGACAGCAAAGUGGUGUGGUAAAGUCUAAUAAAUACUAGAAAGCUUUAAAUUAAUAGUUCCAUUUUAGGUAGUAUAUUAGAUCUGGAUACAAGUGAGUUUUAAACUCCCAGUAGGCUCAAAAAACCCUUUUUUGAGGGGUGGAAGAGAACAUAUUUGUCAGGUGUUUUCGGUAUUAGUCAAUCAGCAUACAUACUAAUUGCUCUCAUUUCAUUUAGGAAAAUGCAACAAAAUUUGCUAAUCAAGCAUACUGCAAAUGUGGGUUGGUAUGAAAGUAGGAAGGAAAACACUUUGAGGAUAAGACUGCGUGGGCCAAUAUUUUGCUUAAAUACUGAUGGACCUGGUAUUUGGCUUUUUCUGCUAUGCUGUGUUAAAAUUUUGCCUUAAACAGCAAGCUUUUGUUUUUAACUCUUUACUGGCUGUUACACACUGUCACUAUGCAAUUUAACAGACGUUUGUUAAAUGCAAGUAACUCAGAAGGUGUUUUGCUGGCCAUUCUUGGGGGGGAUUGUUUGGAAUUGGUUUAUUUUCUGGUUUGGUUCUUUUAAAUCUGGAUAAACUUUCUGCAGCAGUUUCACUAAAAUUAGAAAAAAGCAUUAGUAAUACCCUGUAAGAUCCCAUGUCUUGAGGCUGGCAAGGUGUAUGUAGUCUUUGGAGAAUGUAUGGGAGGUAUUUUAGGAAAUAGCAUACUUUCACAUGUGAGGAGGUUAUAACAGAUGUUUUAGCCACAGGCUUUCUGGUGAUAAAUUAACCCAGAACCCCACUGGUAACUGUAGCAUAUAGGUUACAUCAAUUUAGUGCUUAAACUUCAAGAGAAGGCUGGCAGUUUAGUACAGAAGUAGCACUUCCAUUGCUCUUUUUCUGAAGAACUGCAAAUGGAGAUGUGCCUGAAUGUAACUUACAACACUACAGCAUCAGCAUUGAGUUUGUGCCUUGUAAGUUUGCACUGGCUGUAGAUAUGAAACAUCAUUAGGAUUAUGUAGAAUACUCUAUCUUCCAUUAUCAUUGUACAGCUCUAUCCUGCAAAUGCUUUGUUUAACUUGCAUUAAAAGAAAUUUGCACAUUUUAGGUGUGUAUGUUCUAUAUACAUAUACACAUAUUUGAUAAUCUUUCAAAGAGAUUUGGUUUCUUUUCUGUACAUAUUUUGUGUACGUUAUAAAUCAUAGGAUGGGUGACAUUUUCUGUACUUAAAUGAAGUAAAAUGUUAAAGUACAACAUCAGCUAUGUUCUUUGAGUAUUUCUUCAAUGUUAUGUUCAAGUUUUUCCUGCUUUAUUAUUUUUUAGACUUGUUUCUGUGUUUAAUAGCUAAACAAAAUAUUUAGUUAAAAAUUCUUUGAUCUGCAAGGUGCUGAGCUUUUGUUUACUAACAUGAUGAAAAAUUCUUUCCAAAAUCCUUCAGUUACAGCUUUACCUUUGUCUAACAUCAGAAUAUGUAAAUGUGAAUCAGUGGGCUGCAAAUCUUUCUGUUGACCUUUGUGGGUACAGCGGGAGAGGGAGUGGGUGAGGGCAGGAAUUCCAGUGGAGGGAGGUGCAGGUAGCUGUGAUUAGUAUACUUAAUCCUCGUUGCAACAAGAUCACUUUUUUGUAGUUUUCUCUUGUGAACACUUUAGAAGUGAGCCACAUACUGUCAGGUCUGUCACUCAGAGGUUUGAAACUACUAUCUGAAGUACUCGUCUCUUGACCUUUUUUUAAAAUGAGAGUCUUUACUGCAAUCUUAAAAUUCUCAGGAACAUUCUCUUGUGUUUUUUUUUUUUCCUUUUUGUUGUAAUCUGAUUUGUCCUAUUGGUUUCUAGAAGCUUAACUGUAUAAUCUCUUAUCUUUAAUGUAAAAGAAGAGUAUACUGUAUGUUUUAAAUUUACAUCUUGCUGCUUGCUCAUUUGUGGGACGACAUCUGUAACAGAACCUUUAAUGUUUGAUGUUGAAAGUUGUUUUUAGAAAUAUAUUCCAAAUAAACUUUGCUGCUUGGAGUUGCAGCUAGAAGGACAAUUUUUGAUUUGUCGUCUUUGUAAAAUGACAAUAAUAUAUAUCACAGAGCCUCUUAGCUAAGUAAUCCCAUAAUAAUUAUAGCCAAAUUGGGAGGGGGAGGACAUGCAAAAUCACUUUUUAGUUUUCACUGUUAAUUGAAAAUU